CUUUUAUCCCUUUCUGAUUUCUCUUUUUCUGCCAUUUUUAAAGCUUUCUUCACUAUCUCCUUAUUCUGUUUCUCCCUGCCGGUGGUGAGUGAUGGCUGCUCAGGAUGCUCAGAACGGUGGUUGCGAGAAUGGUUCCCCUAAGGUUGUGAAGUUCACUGCUCUGAAGCCUCAGCUCUUCGUGGAAGCGCCGAAGGGAAACGACGCCGUCCUGUUCUACAAGGCGGCGUUUGGUGCCGAGGAAGUCAGCCGUGUCAUGCACCCCAAGAGGAAGGCUGAACAGGAACAACCUCUCAUUCUCUCUGCUGAACUCAAGCUCGGUUCCACCGUGUUCCUCGUUUCUGACCUAACUGAGGACUCCUCUGCCCCUGUCAAGGGCGGGUUGACCACUGGUGUUUACUGCCUGGAGACCGAGGACGUCGAUGCUGCUGUUGCUAACGCUGUGACUGCCGGCGCUGUCGCCGACGGUGAGAUUGUUGAGGGUGGUGAAGGUGCGUGCUGCGGCGGUCGCGUGGGCAAGGUGAAGGACCCGUAUGGCAAUGUAUGGUUGAUUUGCUCCCCGGCGAAGAAGUGCGCUGACGUGGAGGCAUGAAAGCCGUUGGAUCUCAAAGUUCCCUGUUACUUUACUUUUAUUGUUGUCUCUAAUUUACCCUGUUGACUAGUACUGGUACACAGUAUAACCCGGUAGUGGUUAGUGCUUUAGUUGGCUUAAUGAAAAACCGUCAAUGCUGUUGCUUUUGUAGUUUUUGACCAAAUGGACAUUUGAAUUAUGAAUCAUCCAUCUAUUUGACAGCUGCUGUUAGUUCUUCA
This is a messenger RNA of Ipomoea triloba (trilobed morning glory), 807 nucleotides long. RefSeq lists its product as uncharacterized. Bases 92 to 589 code for a protein of 165 amino acids. NCBI's taxonomy places the organism in Eukaryota, Viridiplantae, Streptophyta, Magnoliopsida, Solanales, Convolvulaceae. The transcript is spliced from 2 exons. The record is from RefSeq and is a predicted model, not a curated record.